AUGCGCGAAAGGGGCAAUGCCUUGCGUCGACUAAUCGCAAAUCCUGCUACUAUACAGCAUGAGGACGAUGAGACUGAGUCCGGAUCAGGAGAAGCAAAUUCGACUGCUACUACUACAGGAGAAGACGUUAAAAUCUUGUCAAAAGAAGAGCUCAUCGAAGAGGCCCGAACUAUUAAGGAUAAGCUAUCUUCUAUUGAAGAAGAUGAAGCCCGUCUCGAGGCGCAAAUGACAGAGCUCGCGCUUGCUAUUCCUAACUUAACUAGCCCGGAAACGCCCCGCGGAGACGAGCCCCUCGUUCUUAGCUACAUUAAUGAGCAGCCGGAGCCAGCACUUUCCUCGUCGGAUCGUGUAUGGCGAUCCCAUGUGCACAUCGGGUCCGAAUUAGGUCUACUUGAUUUUACAGCCGCCGCAACGACGUCUGGUUGGGGAUGGUACUACUUAAUAGAUGAAGGCGCUCAGUUAGAACAGGCACUUAUCAGCUACGCGCUUGCUGUCGUGACGAAGCAAGGCUCUGGCUGGCGCCAGGUCGCCCCGCCAAGCAUAGUAUACAGCCACAUCGCUGCAGCCUGUGGUUUCCAGCCGCGCGACCAGAAUGGCGAGCAGCAAGUUUAUACCUUAGCCCAAUCCGCCGCCGAUGCCCAACGCGGAAAACCUGAACUCUGUCUCGCAGGGACCGCCGAGAUCCCACUCGCCGGCAUGAAAGCCGACACACUCUUAGAAGAAACUGACCUGCCUAUAAAAUAUAUCGGUGUGUCGCGAUGCUACCGCGCAGAGGCGGGUGCCCGCGGCGUCGAUACUAAGGGCCUGUACCGUGUGCACGAGUUCACAAAGGUGGAGAUGUUCGCGUGGACAUCUCCCGAUGCAGAUGCCACUGCUGAGGUGUUCGACGAGAUGCUUGACCUACAAACUGAGAUCCUUCAGGGGCUAGGCUUAUCGUGUCGUGUGCUUGAAAUGCCAUCAACCGACCUCGGCGCAUCUGCCACCCGUAAGUGCGAUAUCGAAGCUUUCUUCCCGAGCCGCCGCGGCCCGGACCGUGAUGGCUGGGGCGAGGUCACAAGUGCUAGCAUUUGCACCGAUUACCAAGCCCGUCGAUUGGCUACGCGACUACGCGGCACGGCAGGUGCUGGUGGCAAACUGACAUAUCCUUGGACCGUCAACGGCACUGCGCUUGCUGUUCCCCGCGUGCUAGCUGCGCUGCUAGAGAACGGAUGGGACGAGGCUGAGAUGACAGUUGAUAUUCCUGAAUGUCUUCGGCCGUGGAUGGACGGAAGAGAGAAGAUUGGGUUAAAACAUCGCCGUAACUAA
Daldinia childiae is the source of this 1305-nucleotide messenger RNA. Its product is annotated as Serine-tRNA ligase, mitochondrial. NCBI's taxonomy places the organism in Eukaryota, Fungi, Ascomycota, Sordariomycetes, Xylariales, Hypoxylaceae. The record is from RefSeq and is a predicted model, not a curated record. Gene Ontology annotation, molecular function: tRNA binding; ATP binding; serine-tRNA ligase activity. Gene Ontology annotation, cellular component: mitochondrion. The transcript has a single exon. The coding region runs from base 1 to 1305 and encodes 434 amino acids. Gene Ontology annotation, biological process: mitochondrial seryl-tRNA aminoacylation.